Anguilla rostrata (American eel) is the source of this 1008-nucleotide messenger RNA. RefSeq names its product dynein light chain Tctex-type 1-like. Lineage: Eukaryota; Metazoa; Chordata; Actinopteri; Anguilliformes; Anguillidae. Gene Ontology annotation, biological process: microtubule-based movement. The transcript is spliced from 5 exons. The record is from RefSeq and is a predicted model, not a curated record. The coding region runs from base 353 to 691 and encodes 112 amino acids. Gene Ontology annotation, cellular component: cytoplasm; cytoplasmic dynein complex. Gene Ontology annotation, molecular function: dynein intermediate chain binding.
UACAAAAUAAUUUAUAGAAAUAUACUUUUAUAUUUUAGAAAUAUACUAUGAUUUAUUUUAAUGUUUGAUUGCUAACUAGAAACAUAAAUGUUUUUGUCAAGUCUGCUAUGUUUACCGACAAUUAACCAUACUUCCGAAGAAAAAAGUAUCGCUGUUAUUCCUGCGGAUUCCGAAUUCUGCACUUGUAAUGUAUUCUGGAACACGAACGCGCCUUGCAUUCGAUCAACUGUAUAAUUCUUUGUUUACACUUUGAACUAACUGCAGAGACCCCAUGACGACCAAAGCCCCAGCAAACCUGCGUUUGGGCUAUUGCUAGGCAACACUAAACAACACAAGGCCAGCUUCGUUCAAAAUGGACGAGUUUCAAUCAGAGGAGACUGCGUUUGCUGUCGAUGAAAUCACCGACAUCAUCAAAGAAGCGGUGGAGACCACAAUCGGCAAUAGCUCUUACCAGCACAAUCGAAUUAACCAGUGGACAUCGAGUGUGGUGGAGGCUAGCCUGAAUCAGCUGACCAAACUGGGCAAACCCUUCAAAUACAUUGUGACCUGCAUCAUCCUACAGAAGAAUGGGGCAGGGCUACACACCGCCAGCUCCUGCUUCUGGGACAACACAAUGGACGGAAGCUGCACAGUGAAAUGGGAGAACAAGACCAUGUACUGCAUCGUCAGUAUUUUCGGGCUUGCCAUCUGAGGGACCCCACCACCAAGCUUUCUCUGGGGGGUAACCCUGAUCCCAGAGCACCAGAGAUGUUUAUGGUUUUCCUUCCAUCUGGAAAAGGUCAACUGAGGUCAAUUCCAUUUCAGAUCAGAUCAGUCAAUUGAAGAAAUUAAUUGAAAUUCUGUCCCAUUGAAAAUUGACUGAAAAUUGCCCAUAAAGUAUCUGUAAGGAUUACUCAUUACAGGCAUCGGUUACAAUUGACCGAAUUGAACACUGAAUUGAUUGCGGCCCUGAUAACCACGCUAACCAGGCUGAAUGAACAGAGGUUCAGCCCGUUUGGUACUCAUACU